UAUGUAUCAUGCAUGCAGGUUCAUAACUACCUGAUAGAUUUCUAGUUGGGACUCUGGAGUAAUUGCUCUAGUUUCUAUCUGACAAAACAGGUUUUUAGAUAUAGUCUUAAACAAUCUCCUUGUUACUGGUGGUCCUAAUGAGUUCUCAACUCCAGCGUCCUUCCAGAAGUUUCUGUUAGGCAACCUUAGCAAUUUGUUUGGAUCUGCUUUCAUGGGAAACAUUGUUAACACUUUAAAGAGGUUCUCAAGCAAUGAUGCUACUGCUAUUCCUGCCCAAGGGUGUUCUGACUUGUCAAUUGGGACAUCAACAUCAAGAUUAGACAAAUGUACUUACAUUGGUAACGGUAUUUCAGCGACAGGGGAAACUGCAACUGCUUCAAAGAGAUGCAGUAUUAAUGGACAAAAGGAUUUCUGUGAGGAGGUUGCUAAUGAGGGAAUGCACAUGACUGCAGGCAGCACUUUAACAAAUAGAUGUCUUGGUGCACUCGAUUUGCUUAGUCUACCUAUGGUUCAUACAAGACCAUCUGGGAGUGAAGAGGGCAAUAAAGACAGAGAAACUUCAAAUGGAACUGUCCAAACAGAUGCGAGAGAACUUGGGUCUGUGGAUCAUUAUGAAAAAUCUGGUUUGAUUUACAGUCAGAUUGCUGGCCAUAUGUUUCACAGCUUGGAAGAUGAAAGUACUGAAACUCCCCGAAGCUUAGUGCUUGAUAUUUCUAAAGAUUCUUUAUGUAAAGUAUCUGCUGAAGGGAAUUCUUUUAGAAACCCUAAUCUAGCAGAUGAUGUGGAAAAUAGUCCAGCCACAGAUGCACAUAGGGGCAAAGAGUUGAUACUUCACAGGGUUUCUCCUACGGAUGGUUUGUUUGAUCGCAAUGCUUGCGAAGAAUUAGCUGAUGGUGCUCUUAAUUCAUGUUGUGAAUGCAGUGCUGAGGUUUCAUUGGAUGGGCAAAGACAUGAACAAAGAACGCAGCACAAAUCACUAAAUUAUGAUGCGGUACCAAUUGAAGUAAUAACAGCGUCUGCUAAUUUAGAUGUCAGUAACCCUAAGUCUUCAUUGAAGGGACGAGCAAAGCAGAAAAGAACUCCUUCAUUGAAGGGACGAGCAAAACGGAAAAGAACUACUGAAGCAUCAAGCCAGAUGUUGGUACCAAACGAAAAUACUGGAAUUUCAAUUCCUUCGGAUCUGAUUUGUCUGGAAAUUGAAAAACAGCCUACAAGCCCAAUGGUGAAGCGAAGUUCUGGAGAUAAAGUUUUGCAGGGUACUCCUAGAUCAAGAAUGACUAAAACUCCAGUUUCAUAUGUGCAUCAAUCUCCACUUACUGGCAGUAAGUCAAAGGCACCAUCUAUUUCCACUCCUGAAUCUGUCAACGUGAAACGAUCCAGAUCAGGUCGGCUGAUAGUUCCACGACUGGAUCCAGGAUCCCAAAACAUUAUAUAUGACCCGGAUGGCCGUAUUUGUGGGAUAACCAACUUCGAAGCACAAUUUCCUAAAGGGAUUAGUUCGGAGCCUCCUUCAAAGAGGAGGUCUCGGCGUUUUUCAGCAGAUCACAAGAGAUUGCUCACAUUCUAAUGAGGUUCUGAUGAAAUGCUGCUGCUAGCAUGCUGCAUUCUACAUGCACCGUUGUAACUAUCGAAGCACCCCUACUGCAGGUGUGUUUGUAUGCAUGACAUGCUGACUGGCUUACUCGCUGGUGUCACUGCUCCUGUAACUGUAAGGCGUUAAAUGCCCACGGAUAUGAAUAUUUGUAGGGUUGCUGGUAUGCACUAACAUGUUUUCAAUUUCGAUUGCUUCUGAAGAAACUCAUCUUGAACUUAAAUAGUUCUUGUGAGAAAACCGGAUUUCUCACUUCUAGUGUGUUACAAGGGGAAGGUGGUAUUUCAAUCAGCGUGCAAAGGCUGGAAAAUGGUGCUAUGCUUAUCUGAA
Molecule: messenger RNA, 1921 nt
Organism: Setaria italica (foxtail millet)
Lineage: Eukaryota; Viridiplantae; Streptophyta; Magnoliopsida; Poales; Poaceae
Exons: 6
Coding region: 212-1567 (451 amino acids)
Source: RefSeq, a predicted model, not a curated record